GUUGACCUUCUCAUUCAUAGUAUUCAUUUCCUCCAUUAACAACUCGUCUCCAACUCAUAAUCCUUGAGCUUGACCUGAUAUAUCUACCAAUCUCGCAUCAUGAGCCGGAACCUGACAAGAAAUUUUCAGACUGCAUCCCGAACCUUGAUACAAUACAUGGGGACUCCGAUGGACGAGAUUUUGACAUCCAACGAGGAUGGCGCCGAGUGGAAGUCGUCCGCGACCAACACCUGCACAUUGAUUGAGCAGGCUGAACCACGGAUCACAGUGGCAGAACUCCAGGGAUCGGUUGCACACCAGUCUUCCAAAGACAAGAAUGAUCAACAAAAAGUUCUCACUUUGGGACUGAAGACCAACAAUGGUACCCAGGUCGGUUCCGUCCAUGUGCACAUGGACGGCACUUUCAAGUUGUUCCCAAAUCGUGCGGGUAGAGAGGGUGGUUAUGCCGCCAAUAUCAUCAAGGCAAAUAUUCCAGGAUAUAUUCCUGACCAGCGGGAGGAAGGAAAGAGUUAGAUUUGGACGUGUUAUUUGAGUAACCUCUGGGUUUCCUGCCGAUCAAGGUAUCUGUACCGUUACUAUAGCAGAAAUUGAUUACGGC
Molecule: messenger RNA, 598 nt
Organism: Aspergillus welwitschiae
Lineage: Eukaryota; Fungi; Ascomycota; Eurotiomycetes; Eurotiales; Aspergillaceae
Exons: 3
Coding region: 100-513 (137 amino acids)
Source: RefSeq, a predicted model, not a curated record